This is a messenger RNA of Alligator sinensis (Chinese alligator), 1179 nucleotides long. RefSeq lists its product as uncharacterized. Bases 128 to 1117 code for a protein of 329 amino acids. The transcript has 11 exons. The record is from RefSeq and is a predicted model, not a curated record. Lineage: Eukaryota; Metazoa; Chordata; Crocodylia; Alligatoridae.
CUGGGAAUGAGAAGCACCAUUUUCAAAGCUGUUCAGAUAAAGAGAAGUGAUUGCAGCGAGGCUCAGACCAUUUUCAACAAACGUGUUAAUCAUCCGCACCCGCCGUCUGGCCUCGGUGGUUGGCAGCAUGGAAGCGAGGGAUGCCGGUCUGAAAACUUAUGCUGAACAGCAAAGGAGCAAGAAGAAGGCCUGUUCCUCACGCUGCUUUCUGAGAAAAGAAGAGAUUCAGGGAAGAGAAGCCGUGUCCCAUGAAAGAGGUGUGGUACAGUUUGAAGACGCACUUCACCCAAGCUGUCUCGGCCAGGAUCAGAGGCAACAACCACUGGAGUCCAGCAAUGGGAAACCAUCAAAGGAAGAACAAUCUAAGGCUCACUUCAGAGAAUCCAGCUCAGCCACAAGCUAUCUUCCCAACGUGUUACUGGAUGAGUUGUUGAUGGAGGUUCUCCGAGAUUUGUCCUCUGAUGUCUUCAGAAGUGCCGUGAAGGAUUUCGUUGAUGACUAUUUAGGAAGGGCUGCCAUUUUUGACAGCAUGGAUGACAUCGUGACAGAGGUGGUUCAGACGAUCUUGUCACCAUUAGUAAAGCUGAUGUUUCCUUCUGUGUUGGCUCAGCCUCGAGAGACUGUGCAAGAGAUGGACUGUGAGGAUAUUCUCGAAGGGAUCAUUUCACAUGUCAUUGUGGAGGACGCCACAGCUUUAGCUCACUCAGUCCUUGGUGAAUAUGAUGCCAAGCUGAUUAAACUGCAGCAACACCAGGUUACAGCAUUUGCGAGUAAACAGCUUAUUGACAUAUUUCUUCUGGAGCACUUGAUAGGAACGAUUAGUAUGCAGGACCCAGGGUUUUCGGGGAAGGAGCACUCAAGCGUGGUUUUGGCAAGCUGGAUGUUUGAUAUUCUCAUCAGGCAGUUUUUAAGCAUUCAGGAGGUGCAGCAAACUACCUUGGAAAACGUUCCCCUGGGAGAUUUCCAUCGGAAAGCUUUUACAGAGGUGGCUUUAGAUGUUAUCUUGACCGAACUGAACAAACUGGCGGAGGAAGACAUGGAAGAUCUACGCCGCUAUGAAAGAGGAGUCAAGGCCGAGGCAUCCUUUCCAAUACAUCCACAUCCCCACCUCAUCUGAUUCCAGAUCCAAGAAUCUCAUCGUGUUUGCGGCAACGACAGCAUUGCCUCCUGUAAAACGUG